This is a messenger RNA of Aspergillus niger, 2607 nucleotides long. RefSeq lists its product as uncharacterized. The transcript is spliced from 3 exons. Bases 1 to 2607 code for a protein of 868 amino acids. The record is from RefSeq and is a predicted model, not a curated record. Lineage: Eukaryota; Fungi; Ascomycota; Eurotiomycetes; Eurotiales; Aspergillaceae.
AUGCUGUCCGCCGAGGAUGCUGGACACUCUUCUCGUCCACCACCUCCUCCGAUCCCCCCAUCGCCGACCCUAUCGAAUCCCGAUAUGAUCUUACCUUUCGACCCCAACGAGCGCGAGUCCUCCACCCCGUCCCCGCCAUUCAACCUCCCCUCUUUGUCCAAUCUUCAGUCCUUCUACGAGAACCGGACGGCACCCGAUGAUUUUGAGGACCAGGCUCGAGGCGUCGGUUCCGCCGGUAUUGCUCUCUCAUACGGCAGUCGGCCUCAGAAAACGGGAUUCUCGCGUCGCAUGUGGCCAAAUGAAGUUCAGGAUCCUAGUCGUCGGUUGUCGGACAUCGGGGAGGAAGAUAGUGUCUCGUCGUCGCCGGCGCACAUGAGAACACUCCCAUUUCUGUCUCAGGCGGGUCGGAUGACGGGUUCGCCUGUUUCGCAACGCGAGACGGCUGAGGCGGAGGCUAGGGAAAUGGCGGCGUGGAGCAGCUCGUCUAGCUCGACAAUUAGUGGUGCUAGCGACUCGUCGCAGGAUGCCGCUAAGGACCGCCAGAAAAGUCGCGGUACGGUGCAAAAUCCUCACCAAGUCCCUGAAGGUGUACGUUCUGCGAUUGACAGUCUGGAAGGAAAUGGUUCGACUCCAAGUCUAAUGGCGACCACGGAGAAAGGCGGAUCUGGGGUGGAGCUGUCGUCGGCUGUUUUGAGCACCGAGGCGGAGAGAAUUCUGGAGAAUGCGAAGAAGCGCCUCACGCUCAUGGAGGGCAAUCUAAGCCGAGCCCGUACGUCAAUGCGCGCGUCCCCGUCGCUGUCGGCAUCACCCACGCCAUCCGUGGGUCACCAACCCCUGGGACUGGGUCAGCCAGUUGGUGGCUUGUACCAAUCCAUCUCCCGGGCCGACCGCAGAGGCUCAGCUAAUCGAUCACGCGCAACCUAUACAUCGUCCCAGGAUGCGAUCAAUAACAACGGUCAUUCCCGUGUUCACAGCGAAACCAACCUACCUUCUGCGGCGCAAUCGAGUUUGCCCGCCGUUGAGCGCAAUCUCUCCCGGUCGGUGAGCGCUCUCGGCUCGACCACGGCCCCUAACCCUCAUCAUGACGAGCGAAGCUUCCGGUAUGAUCCAACGCGUGCGUAUCUCACCCAUCGUGCGUCCGUAUCAUCGAUGCAGAGGCCACAAAUCCGUUCCUCGCCCCCAGUGUCCAAUCCGCGAGCCGCCUCUGAUUCACCGAAAGGGUUGGGCAUUUCCGAGGAAGCAAUCGAGGACGAGUCUUCCGAGACUAUAAACGGACCCAAUUCGGUCCAGCCAACUUACGACCCUCCCUCUCGAUCUCAGUCUCAGCUGCAGGUGCGGGAUCUCCAAGAUCAGAUGAAGGGCCUUCAUAUCAAGAUAUCUAGCCUAAAGGUCAGAGCCCAGGAGGAUAAUCUGCGUCGACGCAGCAUGCAAAGUUUGCGGACUCCGAGCCCUCUUUCCGCAGCGGACCAAUGGGCACCCAGUGCAGCGGAGGUGAAAGAACGUCGGACCAAUGCUAACCCUAGUACUGGGAACGGGCGGGCUGCUGGUUAUGUCCAAGAUAGCCAGCACCGCAGUGACUAUGGAAGUGCAAGAUAUGAGCCCGAGGCUGGUGUCUCCCGUCAGACAAGUCUGAAAAAACGAGAUCCGCCUUUUACUCAGGCAUCACAUGCCGACCCGACCUAUGGGGCCUACGAGUCUAGGGAGGACGACGAUGAUGGACAAUCUGUGGCUGGAACGCUCUAUGAGGACGCGGAAGAGGGUGAAUAUUACAUAAAUGGCGCCGAUGACGCAUUGGACCGCCGGGCAUUGAACGAGAUUUUGCGCGAGCCCCUGGAUGAUGAGUUUGAUGAUUCGUUGGAGGCUUUCCCAGCGGCUCCACAAAGUUUGGAGGAUACACCGCACGAGGAGCGAGAGGACGCUUUCGACUACGAGCAUUUCAUCCUACAUAGUGCUCUGGGCAACUACACGCAGGCUCGCUUGCGACGUGAGAGCAACGUUUCAACAUCGUCAGUCGAAACGACGCGACCGAUCGACCACCGUUCCGCGCGCCAUUCUCGCGCAAACAGUACCACCUCCCUGUCCACCGUGGCGUCGUUUGCUACGGCUACUGAAGGGGAUCGCGAUGAUCUUGAGAGUGUCCUGUAUUGGGACCGGAAGUUCAAUGAUGAACUGCGCAACAACCAUCCCUCAGAUGUGGAUGACUCCAAUGGCACUGAUUAUGCGGACGCCGAAGGAACCCCCCGGGCCAUUCGCAGACAGCCCAGUCGCCGGGACAAAUCUAGCCUUUAUCCUGAGGCUACCUUUCCUCCGCGAAGGUCAGAUUCUGCAACCACCGGAUCUACCACGCCGACAUCCUUGGUGUCAUCUCUCGUGUCCACCGUGCGCGCAGCAUCCAGUCCUCACCCGAGUGCCACUGCGAAGGGGAACAUGGGCUUGAACGAUGAUGACACUCAUCUCUUAGAGCGGCUGUUCCAGAGUCUGGGCAAUGUUUGCUUGGAGCUGCAGAACAUCACGACGUCCGAGAACCCGGACCCGAAACAAGUGCGAUUACUGAGACGGCGUCUGGAUGCGGCGCGACGCGUCUUAGAUGGAGAGCUUGAUACGUAG